AUGAACAAGGGGAAGAUUCUCAAAAUCAACAUCAACAGCCGAGUAGCAGUAGACGCCGCAUUUUUCCAUGAAAUACAGCCAAACUACUCCCGGCCGUCACUCCGCGAUCUAGCGGUCAAGGACAAGGGCGGAAUUACAGUUUUCGAUAUAGGUGCGAUACUUAUAGAGGACCGCGAGCGAGAGAAAGAGAGGAUACAAAGAGACGGUGUGGAUACACAAAAGCUACGGGAGACCGAUUUCUUGGUCGCCUGCCUAACAUAUACAGUCAGUGCUCUUAGGGACGUGGAUUAUAGCCUACCGGGAGUCGGAAAGACUUUCACGGUUAAGGCAACCUUAGAGUAUUUCAAGCUCCUGCUCUAUUCGAUAUCCGCAGGUAAACUUGUUAUCGAUCACGGAGAUUCUAAUAUACUUAAGCAACAACUUGAAACAGUAUUCAAGAUCGCUAAACACUUCAAUACCGUUCUUCUCUUAGACGAGGCAGACGCGUUUAUAGAGCAGCGGACAUCUUACUAUGAUAACCACAAUCGCCUUGUAACUAUUUUCCUCCGAAAGCUCGAAUAUUAUCAAGGAAUUCUUUUCUUGACUUCGAAUCGGGGUAUCCAGUUUGAUGACGCAAUUCUCAGCCGGAUCUAUUUGGUUAUUAGGUAUAAGAAUUUAACGAGAGAGUUUCGCAGAGAUCUCUGGUCAAUUUUCCUGUCCAAGGCAUAUACGAUAAAAGGACCUGCCGUUGUUGAGGAGCACGAGCUCCGACGACUGGAGUCUUUUACUCUGAAUAGACGAGAGGUGAACUACAAAUACUUAGAGUUGGCCGCCGAAUCAAAUAAGAAAUUUUCAAAGGAGUUUGGCCAGAAGAGGCCUGCUGAUGGAAUGUAUGUCUGA
Penicillium daleae is the source of this 879-nucleotide messenger RNA. RefSeq lists its product as uncharacterized. The transcript is spliced from 5 exons. Gene Ontology annotation, molecular function: ATP binding; ATP hydrolysis activity. The record is from RefSeq and is a predicted model, not a curated record. Lineage: Eukaryota; Fungi; Ascomycota; Eurotiomycetes; Eurotiales; Aspergillaceae. Bases 1 to 879 code for a protein of 292 amino acids.